UGUUUUUGUUGGAGAACUGAGAUGAGGAAGGUGUAAGGUUUCCUCCCGGAAUGUGUUUGUGUGUGUGGCUACAACUGGAGACAGCUCUUGGCAAGUAAAGGAAUGAAGUUUGAUGCUAAUCUCGCAUCGUUUCUACAAGAUUGGUUUGACCCUCUGCCACUUUGUGCGGGACUUCUGUGAUGGUUGCUGGUGAUGGAUGAUAGUCGGACAGAGAGCCUGUUUCCUGGAUGUGCCCCUAACUUCCAUGUCACAUUCACAGAUAUCCUCUUAGGACGGGAGUCUCAUUCUAUGGCGAUGGCUACAUCCACCUGCGGACAGUGGAGGCAUCUGUCCAGACCGUGCUUCAUGUCCGAUUUCGAACCUCCAGUCAGGCUGGGCUGCUGUUUUUGGCAGCAGGGCCGAGAGACUUCUUGCUGCUGGAGCUGAUCUCUGGGCGUGUGCAGGUGCGUCUAGACCUGGGCUCAGGUGAACGUUCACUACGCUCAGAGAAGGGCAUCCACCUUAGUGACCUGGGAUGGCACUCUAUGGAGCUGACCCACAACCGCCAUAAUGUCACCAUGACUGUGGACCGAAAUUCCCACACCAGCCUCCGUAUGCCAGGACCAGAUCUCGAACUCAGAGUGGAGGACGGUCUCUUUGUUGGUGGAGCAGCUGGUCUGAACCGCCCGUACCUUCUCAACAUUACCGGUUUUAGAGGUUGUGUGGAUGAAGUUGUGUUUAAUGAACAUAACCUGCUGUCCAGCCUAAGGCCGUAUUCUGGGUACAAGAGCGUCCACGAGGUAUCUAUGGGCUGCAGUCCGCAGUUUUCUGCGACAGAAGAAGAUCCUGUCAGUUUUUUCAGCUCCAAAGCCUUCAUCUCACUCCCACCAUGGGAGGUGCCACAGGAGGGAGUUUUUGAAUGUGAACUUCACCCCUCUGCAAAAGACAAAGAUGGUGUGGUUCUGUAUAGCUCUGGAAACCAGGGAGAGUUUGUUGCCAUAGAGAUCAUAGAUGGUCAUCUGGUAGCAACAAUAGGAAAUGGAGAGGGAAUUAAAACUGAGCUCCGUUCUCUGACACAAGUCUACAGUAACUACACCUGGUACCCCAUCCAGCUGCACCUGCUACCCUACAGCAUCCAGUUGAAGGUAGACAAGGAGUUAAUCAAGGCAGACCUGAGUAAGGAGCUCCAAGUCAUCCAGCUAAAAGGGCCUCUCCUCCUGGGAGGGCUGGACGAAGAAGCUCGGGAAGAGGCACGGCUGGCUGGGUUGCUCUCUGCCUUGUCAGGAGGAGGAGGAGGCUCCUUUAAAGGCUGCCUCCGAGAAAUUAGGGUGAACAGUCAAAGAAUGGGCCUCCCUCAUGCUGUCAUCACCAAAGACAUCACUGUGGGCUGUAGGACAGGGCAAGCCCUUGUGAUGGUGGCCACAACCAGACCAACAGGCAGUCCUGAGUUUGAUGUUACAAUCUCUCCUCAACCAAUUAUCAAAAAUAAGAAGAACCCUAACUUUUUGUUUCUGAGAAAGCUAGAGGUAGCAGAAGGAGGCCGGGCGCCACUGGAGCCCAAACACAUGAAGGUGAAUCUGGAUUUUCGUAAGCUGGGCAUCCAUCCUGCCCAGUUAAUGUUCCGCAUUGAGGAGCAGCCUGUUCAUGGCCAGCUCCGGCUGGACCUCAGUCCAGACCCUGAUGGGUUGCUGGACAUGGGGCAAGAGAGGAUCAUCACAAUAGGAAGCGACGAGAAGGAUCGGACUUUCAGCAUGCUCGACCUGUGGCAGGGCCGGGUGAUGUACGUUCACAGUGGGUCAGAGGACCAGAAUGACUUCUUCAUGUUUUCAGUCUUCUCCAGCAAUAAGAAGGAGCUUCCUGUGUUUCUGAAGGGCAACCGUCUGCACCGGUUCGAUAUCAGCAUCAGUCCUGUUAAUGAUGCGCCUGUGCUCAGCCUCCCAGAGGGAAACCUUUUUACUUUGCUGGAGAAAUCCAAACGACAGCUGACUACAGAUGUGCUGAGAGUGUCAGACCCUGACAGCAAUCCUGCAGAGCUGGUGUUCAGCUCCCUUGCAAACCUCAACACUGAGGCUGGACACCUUGAGCACCAGGAUUACCCCAGCAGGGCCAUUAACUUGUUCUCCCUACAAGAUCUGGAGGAAGGUAAGAUCUACUUUGUCCACACUGGGGUCUCCACAUCCAGGCUGCCACUCAGGGUCAGCGAUGGGCAGAAGUUAAGCAACACAGUAGUUUUGCGGAUCAUGGCAGUGGCACUCGAACACAAACUGAUGAAUAACACAGGAUUAGAGGUGGACCAAGGCGAGGCUUCCAUCAUCACCACCAGUCAUCUUGCAGUACAAGUAAAUGUGGCUGAUCAAGCGGCAGAAAUCCGAUAUGAUGUGACAGAGUUGCCACAGUAUGGUGACCUCCAGCGGUUGCACUCAAGUGGAGACUGGAAACUGACAACCUCGUUCUCUCAGAAACUUCUAGAAAAAGAACGGAUCCGAUACCUCAGCACGUACCGUGGCCUUCAGGCUCAGAGCAACAUCACCGAUCAGUUCAAAUGUAAAAUCAGUAUCAGUUCCCUAGUUACUGAAGAGGUUAUUUUCCCCAUUGUGGUACGCUGGAUCCACUUCAAAGUCACACGAAGCAAGAUGGAGGUCAAUGGUGUUCAGUCAGCUGUUGUCACUCCUGAGGACCUCCACGUAGUUUCAAAGGGUGUCAAACUAAAUGAGAGCAAUCUCCACUUCAGGCUCCUUACAGUACCAAAGAAAGGUCGGCUAUUCCUCGACAGCAAAGUCAUACAAAAGAACUCAAACUUCAGCCAGAAGAAUAUCACAGAUGGUCUGCUGAAGUACGAGCUGCUCAGCAGGCUACAGGAUGACACAAGAGACACGUUCAGCUUUCAGGUCUUUUCAUCACACGCCAACUCAACAAGUUACGAUUUCAGAAUCAACAUCAAAUCCGAGUCAACAGCCAUCACUGUUGUUAACAAAGGCCUUUCAGUACUGGAAGGAGGGAGUAAAGUCAUUACCAAAGACAUCCUGUUCACUCACACGGCUAGUAACCGGGAGGUCCAGUAUAGUAUCAUGGUGAGCCCCAAGUAUGGCCAGAUAAGAAAGGUCAAUCUCUCCAACUCAACGUCCAUUAACGACAACAUUGCGAUCUUUACAAAUCAGGAUAUCACGGAGGAGAGGAUCAUGUACGUUCACGAUGACAGUGAGACAAAGCAGGACUCUUUUACAUUUCAAAUCAUGGUUUAUAAACCGCAUAAACACACUGGCAAGAAGGAGGAUAGAAACACGGCCGAACACACCUUUAAUAUUUCUGUGCAGCUUGUCAAUGAUCAGAGACCUGUCAGGGUCAUUGAUAAAGUUUUCCACGUAGCUCGCGAUGGCCAGAGGUUGGUGACGCUGAAUGACCUUCGCUUCCGGGACGAUGAUUCUGAUUUCGAAGACAGCUGGUUGGUGUACACAAGGAGGGGGAUCCCCAUGGGAGAGCUGGUGCUGGCCAGCAAUCCCAGUCACAGGCUGUAUGAGUUCACACAACGGGACCUCAAGCAGAAAAAGGUGUUGUUUCUCCACAGAGGAGUGAGUUUUGGACGCUUUGUGCUUUUUGUAUCAGAUGGGAAACAUUAUGUUUCCACACUACUGGAGGUGAUGGCCCAGGAUCCUUAUCUGCAGGUGGAGAACAACACAGGCAUCAUGGUCCAGCGAGGUGGGUUCACAACCCUGACCUCCGCUAACCUCAGCAUCUUCAGUAACCUUGACAUCCGAGACCCACAGGAAGUGACAUUCGAGGUCUUCCUGCCACCUAAGCAUGGUGUCCUCUGCUUCGAUGACGGGGAUCAUGACACGGUGAAAGAAGCAGAUGCAAUUUCAAUAUUCACCCAGCGGGAUCUGGUGGCAGGACGCCUGGCAUAUCAUCACGAUGGCAGCCAUGAAUUGUCAGAUGGGUUCAAUGUGACAGCCAGAGCGAGGGAGGAGAGCACAGAGAGGCGACCGGACAGAGGGAGGAGGGAAGUGCAUCUGGACAUCGGAGUGCUGGUGAAAAUCUAUUUGGAGAGUCAUCAGAGGCCGCCAACAGUCAUAAGUAAUCGUCCAGUGGUGGUGGCGGAGGGACAGAAUGCCUCUAUAAGUAGGGAACAUUUAGAGGUGGUCCAUGAAGACAGCCAGCCAUCAGAGAUAAUUUUUACUGUUCAAAAUCCUCCCACUCUGGGCUUUCUUCAGAGGAUCUCCCCCAUCAGUGACGAUGGAGAACCGCAGUACCUGUAUCAGGGCAUCAGAGAGCAGACAGCCUCCUUCACCCAGGACAACCUGAACCAGGGAUUGAUCGUCUACCAUCAGCGGGCCGCAGGAAGCACCAACGACUCUGUUCUAUUGGAGGCAACCAAUGGGGUCACAAAGGUCGGACCUAUCAGGCUGGAGAUCGAUAUCAUUCCUAUCCUGCUGCCACUACAGGUGUCUGACUUGACCCUUGAUGAAGGGUCGUCCCUGCCGCUGACCCCUGACAUCAUCAAGGUCGCCAAUCAUCACUUCUCGGGCAUGAACUUCCUGUAUCAAGUCAUCAUUCCACCGCGAAACGGACACUUGGAGCACAGCCGGAUACCAGGGAUGCCCAUCACUGCUUUCACACACACAGAGGUGGAACGUGAGUAUAUCUCAUAUAUCCACGAUGGCAGCGACACACAGAGAGACAACUUCACCAUCGUGGCCAAUCAGACAGAAAUCAGGAAGCACAGUUUACCCUGCACCGUUCACAUCCGUAUCACACCGGUCAAUGAUGAGACUCCUGUCGUCACAGCCAACCGGGGUCUGAAGGUGUGGGUGGGUUCGGUGACAGAAAUCACAACAAAUGAUCUUAGUGCAGAGGACUCUGACACUCCGUCCAGGGGCUUGAGUUUCGUCGUCACACCACCCAGCAAUGGCCACCUGGCUCUGAAGAGUGCCCCCUCCAGACACAUCCUGAACUUCACCCAGAGUCACAUACAAAGUGGACAGCUGGUGUUUGUGCACAGUGGUGCGUUGUCAGGUGGUUUUCACUUCCAGGUGAACGAUGGCGUUAACUUUGCCCCCCGUCAGAUCUUCAGCACGACUGCCCACUCUCUGGUCCUCACUCUGCAGAGAAACCAUCCAAUGGAGGUCUACCCAGGCUCUGUGACACCAAUCACUGUGCAGGAGCUUCAAGUGGUAACCAAUGACGUCAGCAAUAUCAGAAGAAAACACUCUGUGCUCUUUGCACUGACUGCUCCUCCUAAACUCGGCCGCCUGGUCCGCCGUAUGCCGGACAACUCUACACGUGAAAUCUCCACAUUCACACAAAGCAUGGUGAAUGAUGGAGUUAUCUUGUAUGAUCAGAACAAGCCAGAGUCAGUGGGGUGGUCGGCUGCAGACUCUUUCUCCUUCACUGUGUCCUCUCCUCCUGCUUUCCUUCCUCCACACACCUUCACCAUCUUAAUCUCCUACCAGGCCAACGAACAUCAUGACAACACUCAACACAAGACCAGACUACUGAACAACGCAGGUGCUGUGGUGGCAGAGGGAGGCAGGGUUAUUAUUGACAGGUCUAAACUCGAUGCCUCUAAUCUCCUGGGGAAGGUUCCACAGCACCACCGGAAAGACCACGACAUCCUGUACCGUGUGAUUACUCUGCCACGUCAUGGAACUCUGGCAAUACGAGGACAUAAUCUCACCAGAGACCAACCAGGUUUCUCACAGACCACCCUGAACAAGUUUGGCAUCACAUACAUCCACGACGACUCUGAGACAACGACCGACAGCUUCACCUUCCGGGCUUGGGUGGCUCCCAUGGAUCUCUCAUCCGCUUCCUCCUCACCGUCCUUGUCUGCUUUUCCCUCCGAUUCCUCCUCUUCCCCUUCCCCCAUUCCCCCUCUAUCCUCCUUCUCGUCAGCAGACACAGCUUCUCGACGCCGAGCCAAGGACAGACUGGCGGUGACAGAGAUGUUCAACAUCACAGUGACGCCGGUCAACGACCAGCCGCCACUCAUCAGGAGCAGAGCCCGGAGCAUGAAGGUGGUGGUCGGGGAGAGAGUUGUACUUGGCCCAGACAGUCUGCAGGUUGAAGAUCAUGACACCCCUCCAGAGGAGCUGCACUACCUUGUGAUCAGUAAGCCCAACAACGGCUACCUGAUGCUGGGGGAAAGACCUGAGCCGGUGACCUCUUUCACCCAGUAUGAUGUCAACCACGGCCGGCUGCACUUUAUACAACAGGGUGAGCCCUUGACAGGAGUUUUCUACUUCAAUGUAACCGACGGUCAUCACCGUCCCCUCUACAAACUGUUUAGUUUAGAGGUGAUUAAGCCUUCUGUUUCCCUGGUGAACAACACUGGCUUGUCGUUGGUUCAAGGCAAGACCGCUGUGGUCCUGACAACCAAUCAGCUGGCAGCUCAGACCAACGGUCGCAGCAAGGCCAACAUCAUCUACAUGGUCGCCACACACCCCCGCCACGGACGCAUCGCUAUUAACGACCAGGAGGUCAUGACCUUCCGCCACGAGGACCUGCAGUCUGGUCGUGUUGUCUAUCACAUGACUGAUCUCAGCGAAUCAGAAGACAUCUUCCAAAUCUCUGUGUCAGCCUCUUCGCCGGGGGUUGAUUAUGGAAAUGUGACGGCACAGACAGUGAACGUAACUGUGCGGCCUCUGGUCUACCUGAGGGAGCCGGUCAGAGUGCCCAGUGGUAUCGCUGUGAAACUGGGGAAAGCCAUGAUUGAUGCUUCUGAGCUGGCGAGACUCAGCCGAGUCGACCCGGUCUUUGAGGUUCUGUCUCCACCGAAACAUGGAAAACUAGUCAAGAUGACUUAUGACCCUAACCGAGCAUCAGAGGUCCUGAAGUCAUUUACAUUCAGAGAUGUGGUUCAAGGCCGAGUCGCCAUCGAGGAGACUCUCAGUGACAGCGACAACCAGCUCAAUGACAACAAAUCGGCUCUCACAACAGCUCAAGGCCACACUCCGGCCAGACCUCUCAAUGAUUCUUUCAUCUUCCUGGUGAAGGCUGGAAACGUCCAACCAGCAAAGGGUGAGCUUCACUUCACCAUCUUACCCCACCACCAGAUGCAUCAUGGUCCGACUGGCUUAAAUAAAGCAGAUGGUGCAAGUCGCGAACACACCACAACCCGUCUGCCCACACAUAACAAGACUACUACUGGAGGAGGAAGAGGAGGUGGACGAGGGGGAUCCACAACGCACGGCGGAGGUGAGAUGGGUUUGCCCCCCCACAUUUUGUCACCUAAAACACACAAUAGAACACAACAUAAGUUGAGGCCUCACGGCCGCUGGGGGAACCACACACGCGGUGGGAGUCAUGGAGGAAGAUCAGGGAGCGGUGCAGAGGGAGCUGGAGGGGGUCACAGUCAUCCUUUGCAACCCCACCCUCCUCCUUUCUCAGACAAACACGGUCCUGUGAACCCUCCUGACAUCCACCCGGUUCACGUCGAGGUCCUCCCUCGUCCAGCCUCCGACCCCCUCCUCAUUAUCCUGCCGCUGCUGGCCUGUUUGCUCCUCAUCAUUAUUCUCAUGGUUUUGAUCCUGGUGUUCCGCCACCGCAAGGAGAAGCAGCGGCUGCGGCUCAUCCAGGAGCUCGCUGCGGUGACAUUACCUGCCGAGCGCAGCCCUUACCUGGGCCAGCCAGAGCGGAGCAUGGCGAUGCCAUCCGUGGUGGUCACCCCGCUUGGCCCUGCAAGCUGCCCUACCUCACCGAAGGUAUCCAUAAGUUCCAGGAGGAGGAGUCUGGCCCCAGGGAUGACCUUCUGGGGGCCAUUUGAAGCUGAUGGAGCUGAUGGGAAUAUCAGAGGUGGUAACAAUAAUGAAAGAGAAAAUAUUACUGCAGGUUUCAAGACCUCUGAGGGCUCUAGGUCCCCUGCUCCAUCUCUUAAAGACAACCAGUACUGGGUUUGAUGGAAGUAAUUCAAAGAAAAACUGUGCCUUUUUAGUGUGAAGGGUAUUUAUGGCAUAUGUCUACUCUUCAGGGGACAUCUGUGGCCAUGAGGAGAAAAAUACACACAUUAGUUGAAGAAAUUGUUCCAUUUUUGUAGAAAAUGUAUGAUGGCCAUCACAUUUAACUAAUUUGACUGAAUCAACUUGAAUUUAACACAUCUUUGGUGUAGUAACAACCUACUGACAGUGUUAUUUCAUCUGUAAGACAUUGCCCAGCUACAUAGGAGGUGUUAGGUAUUAUUCAAAAAGUCGAUUACUACUGCUUAGGCUGCUGAUUGCCAUUGUUCUUUUGGAUUUUUCAGUUUUUGCACAAAUUUACUAUAAAAGCGUGACAACCACUAUUAGUUCCAUUAUGUAAAAAUAACAUUUUUGUAACCAACACUCUCGUACUGAUUCCUCAAAAUACUGGUUUCAACUUAAAUAGUGAUGACAAUAGCAUUAUAGUUUUCGAACUGUUGAAAAAAAGAAGUGAAACAUAGACUGAGGUUUAUUGUAGUUACUGUAUAUUGUCAGAUUUGAUGUAGCUGAAUUUUGAGUUAGCUCAAAUGUGAGUUAGUAGUGUAACUGGUAACUGCCAUCUCUCACCUUCGAUACUGUAACUUUUAACUGUACAGAGUUGAUGUGUUAUUUCUUCAGGACCUUGUAUGUCAGCUGGUAGAUCAUAGUGUUGUUUGUACAUGUGACUAAACGUACUGUAGAUUCAAAAUCCUUUUCCUUUUUUAUACCAUUUACCACUCAUGCACAGGUGUCAUUCACUACUAUUCUGCACUUUUCUCUUACUUUGUCUGAUUUUUUUACAGCUCAAGACUGCGAGCUGUCAUGUAACUGUGUCUGUCACUACAGUAUUAACAAUCCAUAGUGAGGUAUAAAUACAUAGGAAACUUUCUCAGUUCUGGAUCGACUUCAGCAUAGGACAUGCCAUUUUUGACCCUUUUUAUGCCUGCAUCUGUUUGCCAUGCACUGUGAAAGAUUUAUUUUUAAUAAAA
Molecule: messenger RNA, 8896 nt
Organism: Lates calcarifer (barramundi perch)
Lineage: Eukaryota; Metazoa; Chordata; Actinopteri; Centropomidae
Product: chondroitin sulfate proteoglycan 4-like
Source: RefSeq, a predicted model, not a curated record